UUAGGUUUCAAUGUGGCGGAUGAUAUGCCUUGGGUCCUGACAAAACUUCGGGAAACCGGACGCGUCCUUGUGUGCCAGUCAGAGGAAGGUUACUAUAGCUACAUAUGCUUCUCCUGAUGGCAGUAGAUAGCGUUGUUACGAUGCUUUCCAGGUGUCGUGAAUGUAUACGGAACGCAUGCAACAAACCGCCUUGGAUAUAAACUGUACACCUUCUUGAUAACAAACGGGAUGGGAAACGGGCGCUCAACUAUGUAUGCAUUCGUGGAGAGCGAGCAGUUUGCUCCCAUGCGUAAACUGUUCGGCUUAUUCAAAGAAAUGUUAGGUGAAGCUUAUCCGGUUAAGACCUUCGUAAUGGAUAAGUUGGCGGCGCAAAAGCGUGCAACAAGAGUCGUGUUCGUCUGUGACGUGAUGCUAUGCUACAUUCAUGUCCGCAAAGCCAUUAGGAAACAUACACAUAUAGCGAACAGCCGGCACAUAUUUCACCACAUGGCUUGCCUGGACAACGCUAUGCAGGUCCCACACGGUCCGCUGCUCCAAAAUCUCGAGUCUCACGGGAUUCAAGGGAAACUCUUUCACUGGAUCAAGGCGUUCCUAUCAGACAAAUCAUUCCGAGUGAGAACAGGUUCCACUUACUCUUCUCCAGCGCCGGGCUUCAUUGGAGUUCAAGAAUGCUCCGUCCUGGGUCCACUGCUGUUUCUGAUCUAUGCCAGCGACCUUCCAGAUGUUCUUGCAAGUCCAUGUCUACUUUUUGCGGACUACUUGAAAUCCUGGAGUUUCAAUGCCAGUGCCCUCCAAAUGGAUGUAAACGCUGCCAAGCAGUGGCUGUUGAACCGUCACCUUCCUCUGAGUGACGAAAAGUGCGUCCAUAUGUCAUUUGAAGGAGGCUCAGCGAAUGCCUGUGUUAUGCAUGGUGAGAAAAAAGCAGAAAACAUCAUGAGGAUUGAUACCAAAUGGUAUUUGGGCAUCUGGGUCCCCUCAAACGUACCCUUCUCACUGCACCAUGAAAAAUCGGCCCAAAAGGCAUUGACCAUUCUACGGAUGAUCCGACGCACCUUCUCCCGUAUUACUCGCAUGGACAUCCAGAUACUCUAUGGGGCCUACGUCAGACCGCUCCUGGAAUACGCCAACCGAUUUGUCUACACAGGACGCAAGAAAAACCUCACCCUCAUUGGGCGUGUCCAGCGAGCCGCUACGAAAAUGGUUGGCGGCCUCGAAUCCGUGGUAUACCAUACCCGCCUCGCGAUGAUUGAUCUCUUUUCCAUGGAGUAUCGUCGCCUCCGAGGGGACCUAAUUCUCACUUAUGCCCUGUUUGAACAAAGCUUGGCCAACAGGUUCCAUUUGAAGGUCACGCGUCGGGCGGUACAAUCGGGCGUUUCGCGCACGUGUGAUGUCAAAGAAGAAAAUCAGUGCGUCCCCCAUUGUUUUACAUUUUAUACCAUAGAAACUAAAAGCAAGAGAGUGACUUGUCACAAGCGAUACAAAAUUCUGAGGAAGUCGAAUGAAGUCCGUGUAUUCAACUUGAUGAAUGCUGGUAAGCCGAAUGAAGGCACGGCUCCAAAAGAGCGGCAUUUUUCUUCGUCGCUGUACAGAGAGACUGAAAAUUUGAUCAAUGAAUGUGAUGUAAUACUUGAAGUCCUGGAUGCACGCGACCCGCUUGGUACACGAGAGCUAGAAAUUGAAGGAAAAGUAAAUGCUGCCAAAAAGCGCCUAGUUCUCCUGCUAAACAAAAUUGAUCUUAUACCGAGGGCUAACCUCCAGCUCUGGUUGAACUACCUGCGACAAUGGUUCACUGUACUCCCUUUCAAAGCAAAUACGCAAAAGCAAUCCAAUAAUCUUUCACACGGGAAUAUUCCAUGGAACAUCGAUGUUUCAAUGAAAUCAAAAGAGCAAUCUUCGAAGGGUAUGGGUGUUGAUGAAUUAAUGUCGCUGUUGGCUAAUUAUUCCCGAACCUCUCGGGAUUCGAAGGAAAAUACCCGAAUGCCAAUCACGGUCGGUGUCAUUGGAUUACCCAACACUGGAAAAAGCGCAAUCAUCAAUACCUUGAAGCGGCAGAAGGUCUGCAUGAGUAGCAAUGUCCCAGGUUUGACUCGCCAGUGUCAGCGUGUCAAACUGGACAAGAACAUAUUUCUCAUCGAUUCUCCUGGUAUCGUCACCUGCAAGUCUUCAGACACCGCCGAAUUGGUGCUUAAAAAUUGUUUGAAGCCCGAAAGCCUGCCCGAUCCUGUACCUGCAGUCGAAGCUAUACUCAGACGAUGUUCUAAACACCAGAUGAUGUCGAAGUACAACCUGGGUGACUAUGCAGACACCACGGCCUUUCUAGUUCAACUAGCCCAUCGUCUUGGACGGCUAAAGAAGGGCGGUGUACCAAAUACCACCAUGGCAGCUCGUGCCGUUAUCAGUGACUGGAUAACUGGCAAGCUCACCUAUUGCACUCAACCCCCCGAAUGUCCCUCUGGUACCUCUGAAAUGGAUGAAGACAUCGGUUCGUCGGAAAACUUUGGGAAUGAUCUACCUACUGAUAUCACGCUCGACUGAAGUGUAUCUCAUUCAUUGUUUUGUAAAUAAA
This is a messenger RNA of Opisthorchis viverrini, 2566 nucleotides long. RefSeq lists its product as hypothetical. The transcript is spliced from 12 exons. Gene Ontology annotation, molecular function: GTP binding. NCBI's taxonomy places the organism in Eukaryota, Metazoa, Platyhelminthes, Trematoda, Opisthorchiida, Opisthorchiidae. The record is from RefSeq and is a predicted model, not a curated record. Gene Ontology annotation, cellular component: nucleolus. The coding region runs from base 229 to 2535 and encodes 768 amino acids.